UCCCCUCUCUGCCCCCAAAAUGUGUAGGGCAUCAAUCAACAUUCAACAAUACAAAAUACAAUAGUGGUGAAGUGGUGAAGCCAAUAAUACUUCUCAAAGAGUGAAGAGGCAAGUUUUUCUAUUCUUUCUUUUCCCCUAAUUUUAACUUCCAUUACCUUCUUUUUCUUCAAUUUUAGUUCACUAUUAUUAAUACAGUUUUAACUUUAGCGCUGUUUUAGAGUCAUUUCACUUCUUAACAUUCAUAUCAUUAAAAAAAAAUCAUUUACUUUAAUUUGUUUACGUCCAAGUUUUCCCAUACAGUCAUACCCUACUACCUGGACGUUAUUUAUAUCGAGUUGUCGUUGUUAUUUUUAUAUAUUUGAACAAGAUUUGCUUUCCUUUUUUUUUCUUCUUUUAGCCCCCCAUAAAAAAGAGUCAUGAAUACUAUAACAGGAGGAAUAACAUUAGGUAAAAUGUCAAUAUUUUCUGCAUCAUCAUUAUUUUCUGCCUACGCCUCAUUAACAGCCUUAGUUACAUUAAUCCAACAAUUCUACAAUCAGUUCAUACCACAACCUAUAAGAGACUACAUUAGCCAAAAAAUAGAAGAAUGGUUUACUAAAACUACCACUUCAACUACACAAUUUACAUUAGUAAUCGAGCAAUACGACGACGGCGAUUACGACUACUUUAACCAGUUGUUUAACGCUUGUGAGGGCUACUUAGCUAGCAAGCUGAGGUCCACUUCAACUCGUCUCAAGGUUAGUAGACCCAGUAAAAAGGAUCACGUAUCCUUCAGGCUAGCUCAGGGGGAGAGGUUUUUCGAGGAAUUCGAAGGGAUUCAAUUAGAGUGGAGUUUCAUUUGCAACAACAAUGCAAACCAUAGUAGUACUAACAACAAGAGUAACGGUAUUCAUCAUCAGUCUGAUGUUGUUAAUGCAAUGAACAAAUCUCGUGUAGGAAACAACUACUAUUUCGAACUCUCAUUCGAUUUAGAACACAAAGAUAGAGUCUUCGACUCUUAUCUACCACACAUAAUCAAGUUCUACGACGAAAUGGAAGAGCUUAAGAAAGACUUGAAGCUCUUCACACUUGAUUGUGGGGGUGGUAAAACUGGUAGCUGGAGAUCUGUCAAAUUCAAACAUCCUUUCACAUUCGAUGCAUUAGCCAUGGAACCGGAUAUGAAAAAGGCGGUAGUUGAUGAUUUGGAUAGGUUUUUAGGGAGAAGAGAGUUUUACAGGAAAGUUGGUAGAGCUUGGAAAAGAGGGUACUUGUUGUACGGUCCACCUGGUACAGGGAAAUCUAGCUUGAUUGCAGCAAUGGCGAAUCAUAUCAAAUUUGAUAUAUAUGAUUUGCAGCUUUCUUCUGUGAUUAAUGAUUUGGUUUUGAGAAGAUUACUUCUUUCAACAUCGAAUAAGUCAAUUCUUGUGAUUGAAGAUAUUGACUGUAGCUGGGGGUUAGCAGAUCGACAAAUGCAUCAUCCUGUUGCUGAAGUGAAGGAUAUUAGAUAUGGGAAUGGGAGUGAUUAUGAUAUGGUUUCCCAGUCGCAGUCACAGAUAUCACUGUCAGGUUUGCUGAACUUCAUAGACGGUCUAUGGUCUAGUUGUGGUGAUGAAAGAAUAUUCGUGUUCACAACAAACCACAAAGAAAAGCUUGAUCCUGCAUUAUUAAGACCAGGAAGAAUGGAUAUGCAUAUAAACAUGUCUUAUUUAACAAUGCCUGGUUUCAGAAUCCUUGCAUUAAACUACCUCAAUAUUUCAGGUGAACAUCACCUGUUUAGAGAGAUUGAACAAUUGAUUGAAGAUACGAAAGUGAGCCCAGCUCAAGUUGCAGAGGAACUAAUAAGGAGUGAUGAUCCUGAUAUCGCGCUUUCUAGUCUUGUUAAAAUGCUUAGAGAACAUCAAUUGGAGCAAACACAAAAGAUGAAGAUGAUUAACUUUCCAAAUUUGAGUAAUGGGAAGAUGAAUGGGAAUCACAAUGGGAAUGGUCUUGGUAAUUAUACCAAUGGUGUUGUACAUGAUUAUUCAGAUGAAUUUUCUAGUGACUAAUUAAUGUUGAUUAGCUAGAUUGAUUAGUAACUAAUGUUUUAUCUGAAAACUUGAAAAAAUGUUCUCAUUUGUGUUAGUUUCGAUUUUUGAUUUCACGAAAUAAAGGCGUAGUAUUAUGUUUUUGAUCA
This is a messenger RNA of Spinacia oleracea (spinach), 2152 nucleotides long. Its product is annotated as AAA-ATPase At3g50940. Gene Ontology annotation, molecular function: ATP hydrolysis activity; ATP binding. Lineage: Eukaryota; Viridiplantae; Streptophyta; Magnoliopsida; Caryophyllales; Amaranthaceae. The coding region runs from base 417 to 2024 and encodes 535 amino acids. The transcript has 2 exons. The record is from RefSeq and is a predicted model, not a curated record.